Molecule: messenger RNA, 696 nt
Organism: Cladophialophora yegresii CBS 114405
Lineage: Eukaryota; Fungi; Ascomycota; Eurotiomycetes; Chaetothyriales; Herpotrichiellaceae
Exons: 3
Coding region: 1-696 (231 amino acids)
Biological process (GO): tRNA 5'-leader removal; endonucleolytic cleavage in ITS1 to separate SSU-rRNA from 5.8S rRNA and LSU-rRNA from tricistronic rRNA transcript (SSU-rRNA, 5.8S rRNA, LSU-rRNA); tRNA 3'-end processing
Cellular component (GO): multimeric ribonuclease P complex; ribonuclease MRP complex
Molecular function (GO): ribonuclease P activity; ribonuclease MRP activity
Source: RefSeq, a predicted model, not a curated record
AUGUCGCCUCUGUUCCCAACAGGGUCAGCACCAGCGCCGAAAGUGAAUAUAUCCGUGGGGGAACUCCCAGGAUACGUUUCAUCUUCUCAAGCGCCGACCAAGAGACCUCCAUGGCACACUAUUCGCGAGGUAUCAUAUGGCAGGUCUGCGACUAUCAUGCUACCGGAUGACUUGCACCGCAUUAUUUGGGAUAGCGUCAUGGCAGAUACGUCAAGACCAAAGUAUGCAAAGGUCAUCAUGAAGCUUGAAGACGUGCUCAAAGGAGACUUCUUCAAUGAAUACAUAAAGAAAGGUAGGACUCAUUCUACGCCUUCAAGGACACAAGGGAUCAACAAGGCGCCCACAGCGGUACCCGCAGACUCUGAUGGGUGUCUCCACUCAGGAAAUAUUCUCAUGAUCUCUGAGGGAGAACCGGGCGUUGACGACACCUUCUCACUAAAUGAGGGAAUAUUGAGUAUAGAACUUUCGAAAGCCUCCUAUGAGCGAGCCGGCCUGCAGGGUGUACCCGUGUCGUCUUCCAGCGGUAGAAAGCACGUCAAAUCAAGAUAUCUUGUGGAGGUCAACCUUCGCCUUCCCUCAAUGUUACGCGGGAAGCAAGGAUUCGAUCGCCUGGUUUGGGCUGCACAGCAUACUCUGAACAGGAGUCUAAACUGGCUCUUCCUGGAUCUGGAUGCAGGUACUGGCAUGCGCUUGUAG